AUGAGUGAUGGUGAAGGAGUUAAGAAUGAAGAGAGCAUUGAAUUUGAAAAUCCUAACCCUCUUUCCCAUCUUGAUGAGCCUCAAGUUUAUGUUUGUGAGCCUUCAAUCUAUGAAUACAUAGACUCUUUUGAGGUAAUGUCCCAUUUGUUUUGUGAGAUUCAUAUGAAGAUUUAUAGAUUCUUGGAUGAGUUCAUCGAGAAAGCUUAUUGGGAUUUAGAUGAUUUUACGAUUACUCUACCUCCACUCAUGCACGGUUUUGAGGACUUAGGAUUUGAGAUAGUUGAAGGAAAGAAGAAGAGCUGGAAUAACUUCUUAGUCUCUAUUGCUUACAUUGAUCCUGCAAAUUGUAAGGCUUCACUACUUUGGAUCAUAUUGGUGGCAUCUUGCGCUGCCCUCAUCAUUCAGUUUAUGGCAGCUAAUCUUGGUGUUGUUAAAGGGAAGAAUUUGGCAGAACAUUGUAGAUUUGAGUACACAAAAGUUCCAAAUUUUAUUUUAUGGAUUUUGGCUGAAAUCGCAAUAGUAGCUUGCGAUAUUCCUGAAGUUAUUGGAAAUGCAUUUGCAUUGAAUAUGCUUUUCAAAAUUACUGUUUGGGCUGGUCUUAGCACUCUGGUUCUAUUUGUACUACAACAAUAUGGGCUUGAGUUCUUGAUUACUUUUUUGGUUCUUACUAUUGCUGCAUGCUUUCUUGUGGAGCUUGGAUAUACAAACGUAUUGCAUGGGCUUUUUGUGCCUCAACUCAAAGGAGAUGGUGCAACUGGCCUUGCCAUUUCCUUAAUUGUAGCUAUGGUUAUGCCGUAA
This is a messenger RNA of Chenopodium quinoa (quinoa), 798 nucleotides long. RefSeq names its product metal transporter Nramp6-like. The coding region runs from base 1 to 798 and encodes 265 amino acids. The transcript is spliced from 6 exons. Lineage: Eukaryota; Viridiplantae; Streptophyta; Magnoliopsida; Caryophyllales; Amaranthaceae. Gene Ontology annotation, cellular component: membrane. Gene Ontology annotation, molecular function: cadmium ion transmembrane transporter activity; manganese ion transmembrane transporter activity. Gene Ontology annotation, biological process: metal ion transport. The record is from RefSeq and is a predicted model, not a curated record.